Molecule: messenger RNA, 3775 nt
Organism: Momordica charantia (bitter melon)
Lineage: Eukaryota; Viridiplantae; Streptophyta; Magnoliopsida; Cucurbitales; Cucurbitaceae
Product: C-jun-amino-terminal kinase-interacting protein
Source: RefSeq, a predicted model, not a curated record
GAGAAGAAUAGGGAAAUUCAAUUGUGGAGACGUUUGUUUGUUUGUUUGAUUUUCAGUGUCAAAGAAAACCAAGACGAAAAAUUUUUCACAUUCGCCGUCUCCUCUCCUUCUCCAGGCUUCUCCACGUUCGCUUCCUCUUCUCUCUCCCGCCGUUUCUCGCUGCCGUUCUCCAUUCUCUCCGCCACCGCCACCGCCACCGCACGGUGGUUGAAGCCAAACGAACCCAACAAACAGACAAAAACCCUAUUCGCUGUUCCGAACAACCCAAGCCUCAUUUUCUCUCAUUCCAAUCCAUUUCCAUCUCUCUCUCUCUCCUCCGCCGCUUUCUUUCUUCACAGUCUGAAACUCUUUCUCUAUCUCUCUUGUUCUUGCCCUCUUCAUACGCAUUUUCUUGCUUUGGUUUGGGAUAUACAGCAACCACUGGGGGCAGUUAUUGAGGCAGUUACGCCUUCUGGGGUUCGUCAAUCAGUCUGGGUAGGGUUAGUUCUUCGUCGUAUAUCUCGCUUUCUUCAUAUUUCUCCCAGGUUAUAUUAUUUAUCGCUUGUGUAUUCUCUUGCUGUUCAGACCUCCGCGGGAGUUUUCCGGAGGCUGCAAAUUGGCUUUAGGGUUUCUGAUUUUUUUUUUCCUUGCACAUUCAAUCGGAGUUUGGAUUCAGGUUUUUUCAAUUUCUUUUACCCUUAGGGUUUUCCUUUUUCCUGAUCGAACUGUUUUUGACGGGUACAAUCUUCUGUCUUGGAAUUGCUCGCCUCACUUUAUGAUUCCUGAGUUUUGCCUUUCUUUAUAUUUCUGCAUCUCAAUCGAUUCCCUCAAAGACGAGGGUUUUCCGAGCGUGUUUUGCUGACUGAAUCUACCCUCAAUCGAACAUGGAAGCUUAGAGAGACACUGAGGCUCUUUCUCUUACCAUUCUUUGUAACUGAACCGCUUCCCCUUAUCCUUGCUAUCUCCCCUGUUUUCAUCCUCUGAUUCCAUACCCGUACGAGAAUUAGGUUAUUUUGAUUUUGCUCAUAAGAUAAGAUAAAUCCCGUUCAGAAUGCGUUCAGCUUGUAGCCAAAUUGGCAGCUACUUGCUUGAAUAUCCGUGUUUGUGAAGUAGAAUAAUUGUAGUGGAUAAACUCUUAGUGGCAUUUAGGACAAAAGUUUUGAGAAGUAUCCUCUGGGUUCAUUCCCGUGCUUGAGUUCGUAUCUUUGAAGCAAUUCAUUGCACAUGUCAAUCAUUGCUGGAACCCCGGAUAUGCCACUAAGUUGAUGAAAACACAUAUGGUUUGUAGCCGUGAAUUGCAUAGUCAGGGAUGCCUGUGAAGGUUCAUCCAACGCAAAAUAGAGCAUUCCUUAUGGAAAGAAGUGAACCCACAUUAGUGCCAGAAUGGUUGAGAAGUACUGGAAGCGUUACUGGUGGGGGCAAUUCAAACCACCAUUUCCCGUUGUCUUCUUCCCACUCGGAUGUGUCCUCUCUAGCUCAAUCGAGAAAUAGAACUUCCAAGACCAUUGGUGAUUUUGAUACUUCACGCUCUGCUUUUCUGGAUCGGUCAUCUUCAUCGAAUUCAAGGAGAAGUUCGAGCAAUGGUUCUGCUAAACAUGCAUAUAGUAGUUUUAACAGGGGUCACCGUGAUAAGGAUCGUGAGAAAGAAAAGGAUAGGUUAAGCUUUGGGGAUCAUUGGGACCGUGAUUCUUCUGACCCUCUGGGAAAGAUCCUUUCCAAUAGAAUUGAUAAAGAUGCUUUGCGGCGCUCUCAUUCAAUGGUAUCCAGGAAGCAAGGUGAGCUGUUUCACCGAAGAAUUGCGACAGAUCCAAAAAUUGGUGUCAGCAGCAGUCUCAACAAUGGCACUGGAAUGCCUUCUGGAACUAGUGUCGGUAGUAGCAUUCAGAAAGCUGUAUUUGAAAAGGAUUUCCCUUCACUGGGAUCUGAAGAAAAGCAAGGAACAUCAGAUAUUGGAAGAGUUUCAUCUCCUGGUUUGAGCUCACCAGUACAGAGCUUGCCUAUUGGGAAUUCAGCCUUAAUUGGUGGAGAGGGAUGGACAUCUGCUCUUGCUGAGGUUCCCAAUAUUAUUGGAAGCAGCACAGGAUCAUCGUCAUUUCAACAAACUGUUCCUGCUAUAUCAGGGGCAGGGCUGCUGAGUGUGACAGCUGGGCUUAAUAUGGCUGAGGCAUUGGUGCAGGCUCCAUCUCGAGCUCGUGCUGUUCCUCAGUUAUUCGUCAAGACCCAAAGGCUUGAGGAAUUGGCUAUUAAACAGUCCAGGCAAUUAAUACCAGUAACGCCUUCCAUGCCAAAAGCUAUGGUGCUUAAUUCUUCUGAUAAAUCAAAGCCCAAGCUGGCAUCAAGAACCGGAGAACUUAAUGUAACCAUCAAGGGUGGACAGCCACAGCCCUUGCCAGUCCAUCAUACCAACCAAACUCGUGGUGGACAUGUCAAGUCUGACGCUCAAAAGAGUUCUCAUGGGAAGUUUCUUGUUCUCAAACCACGAGAAAAUGGUGUCUCCCUUGCUGUAAAGGAUGUCCCAAGUCCAACUAGUAAUGCAAACAACAUGGCAGCAAACAGCCAGUUCGCUCUUGCACCUUCAGUUCCACAUGCUCCUUUGAGAAGCCCAAACAAUUCAAAUGUUUCCUCUGUGGAGCGCAAGAUUGCUAGCUUGGAUCUCAAAUCCGGAUCAACUUUGGAAAAAAGACCAUCCUUAUCACAAGUCCAGAGUCGGAAUGAUUUCUUUAACCUCAUUAAGAAGAAAACUCCAAAGAGUUCUUCUGCUAUUCUCUCAGAUUCAUGCCCUGCUGUGAAAUCUCCUACAAUUGGCCAAUCUAAUGAACUAACAAGGGAAGAAAUCAACAUUCCUGCAAGUCCUCGUGUUGUUGAAAAUGGUGCUGUGGAGACUAGAAAUGGCGAUAGUUCUGAAGAGGUUCAGGCAUCUUGUGACAGUGGUGAAAAACUUGCGAGCCACGUUGGUGCAGAAUCUUUAGAUGAAGAGGAGGCUGCUUUUCUUCGUUCUCUUGGAUGGGAUGAGAGCUAUGGUGAAGACGAAGGCCUUACUGAAGAAGAGAUCAAUUCUUUCUAUGAGGAGUUGCAGUAUAUGAACUUGAAGCCACCUACAAAAAUGGUCCGGUGCAUACAGCCAAAGAUAUUUGUGCCGUCUGAAUCUCAUGAGGAUAGCAAGGAUGGAGCCGGUUCUGAAUUGAGCUCAUCUGACUCAGAAGCCUGAAUUGCCUUUUUUCACCCAUGAGAAGUUCUAGUUCACAAUUUUUAAUGGCAGUGGGGUUAUUUUUUUUUCUUAUUUUUCUUUUCCUUCUUUUUGUUUUCGUGGUUUUAAAGAAAUGCUGAUGAGAGUUGGGUUGGAAGAAGAGGUGGAUGUUAAUUGAAACACUGAACAGUGCAAAUAGUGCAAUAAGUUACAGUUGCCCAAAUCCUGCCUACCUUUUACAGCGGGAGUUUUUGCGGUUUUUAAGGGCAGUUGCAAAGGUUCGGCAGGCGCAUAUUUUGUCUGCUCUGAAAGAUGUGGUGAAAGUUGCAUCUUUUGGUUCGUUUUGGUCCUUUUGUUCUCUUACUUUUUGAAGAGGUUUUGAUUCUGGAAGUUGCUAGAAAGGAAAAAAAAAAACAAGAAAAGAAAGGGUUACUGCUUUGGAGAAAAAUGGAAAAGGAAAGAGAGAUGAAAAGUUUCUAUCCUAGUUUUAGCAUCCAUUGAUUUAUUGUUUGAGAUGUUACUUUUUUACAGUUGGGUAGCGUAGCCUUUGACAUUGAAUUGCACUGAUUGUGAUUACACAUGAAUAAGAGGAUUAAAUUUAGAGACUAA